AUGCUUUGUAAAGUUUUCGGUGACUUAAUGACCAUAUCUAGGACGCGGUACAAAAUAAAACUCUUUAAUGCCCAAUUUUUGUUGUUUUGUGCCACACAAGUCACAACGCAUCAUCCAGCCCCGUCCUUUAAAGUUAACUUCCAGUCCUCACAUUCUGUACAGGGUGCAGUGGUUGCUAGGAGAACAUAUCGAGAAGGAUGUCCAGGACUCAGAUUGUAACGCAUUAACGAGCAAUUCCACUGUAAUUUGCUGCCGUUAUUCCACAUAUUCAUAAUUACUCUGCAGACUUCCUUUGUUUGCAUGCGCAUAGUAUGUCCUUUCAAGCCUGUGAAUGGCUGUAUCCAUCUCCUUAUUGAUUCCUCAAACAUGAAUCUAAACUUUGACAGCGUGUGUUCUUUUCCGUAACCU
Williopsis jadinii is the source of this 408-nucleotide messenger RNA. RefSeq lists its product as uncharacterized. NCBI's taxonomy places the organism in Eukaryota, Fungi, Ascomycota, Saccharomycetes, Phaffomycetales, Wickerhamomycetaceae. The coding region runs from base 68 to 274 and encodes 68 amino acids. The transcript has a single exon. The record is from RefSeq and is a predicted model, not a curated record.